AUGGGCGGCGGCAAUCGGUGGUUUAGGCUUGAGGUGUAUCCUCUGUUCGCCGCGACGGGAGUUGUAGGAAUUUGCGCCUUUCAGCUUAUCCGCAACAUCUCCGGCAAUCCUGAAAUCAGGUCUACCUCUUUUCCUCACUAUUUACUGCUGUAUAUAAAUGUUGAAAUGUCUCCAUUGUCUCCGUCGACUGGUUUGCAGCCGCCGUUGGAUCUUUGGCCAAAACAGUUGCCUCGUCUUAGUCGCUUAUCUUCCAGAUGUAGUCUUAUUGGGUAUACGAAUAAUGUAGAGCUUGUGUUGAACAAGGAAAUUGUUAUUGCUUUUCAGAGGAAGAUUGGGGCUUGUUCUUGGCUUAUGUUGAUUUUGAGUUUCUUCUUGUUGAUAAUGGAUUGGCAGGGUGCCGGCGGGUAUUGGUAUUAG
Messenger RNA from Linum trigynum, 417 nucleotides. The record is from the annotation of a GenBank genome assembly. NCBI's taxonomy places the organism in Eukaryota, Viridiplantae, Streptophyta, Magnoliopsida, Malpighiales, Linaceae.